Culicoides brevitarsis is the source of this 2066-nucleotide messenger RNA. RefSeq lists its product as uncharacterized. Gene Ontology annotation, molecular function: protein binding. Bases 204 to 1982 code for a protein of 592 amino acids. Lineage: Eukaryota; Metazoa; Arthropoda; Insecta; Diptera; Ceratopogonidae. The transcript is spliced from 7 exons. The record is from RefSeq and is a predicted model, not a curated record.
GAUGGCAAAAGUGUUUCGAUGUCUAAUUUUAACGUCUUUUAAUAGCAAAUAACAAUAUUUACCGUCUCAAUAGGACUGUAGUAUGUCAAUAAUUAGUGUUAAUUAAUCUAACUCCCAACAAAACUUAUAACUGUGUGCUUUCUUCGGCAAAUUUUGCGAUUGUUCCGAACAAUAUUGUUGUUACCCUAUAAAAUUAGAGAAAAAUGGAUUUCAGCAUUUUUGUUGUGUUAUUGCUGUUUGUUGUUCAUCUAAAUGUAGUUCUUGCAGGAUUUCACGAAAUAAAAAAGAGAUCGAUGGAUAUUGAACUUUGCAUCGAUCGAUUUGAUAUUCAUUCCAACAAAAUUAUCCGCACUGAAGAGUCGAUUAACAUGGGAGCCAAGUUCAUCGCUGACGUAGAGCUCAUGUCGCAUGAUCAGUGUUUGAGACUUUGUUGCGAAACAGAGGGCUGUAAUGUCUUCGUUUAUGAAGAAAAAAUUCGAGGAACAUGUUUUCUCUUCGAGUGUGGUCCAUCUGAAAACUUUCGAUGCAAGUUUACGGAACACUCGAAUUAUACAUCAGCGAUUCUCGAUUUAAGACGUCCUUUGACUCCUGUAACGGAAGUUCAUCCAAUUUCGGUUCAUGAAUUGGCAUUGAAUAAGUUGAAAAGACCGACAACAACAACAUCGACAACGACAACUGUAAAGCCUGUUCAAAUUGCGCCGAAAACGACAGUUAGUAGCAUUAAGAAUGUGCAGGGAAAUUGCAAAAGAUUUGAAUUUGAAUGUCAUACGCCCGGAAUUGAAGGAGGAUGUAUCGCAAUUUAUAACGUUUGUAAUGGAAUUCCGCAGUGCGAAGAUGCGAGCGAUGAAACAGAUUGCCCGCCUGAAAUGGUUGCAUCGAACAAGAAUCAGGGAUAUCCUCAACCUAUUUUGACUGAAGGCGGAUUAAAAAUCAAACAAUAUCAAUUACCGGAAAAUACAAAUAACAAUGCAAUGCAAGUACAACAACAAGUUCAAAAUCAAAUUCCAAUUAUACAAAAUACCAACAACCGAGAAGAUCCAUUAACUUCUCCAAAGUUUGGAUGGCAAUCUCAACAAGGAUCUAAUGAGAACAUUCAAUAUCAUGAUACGGAAAGUCACAUCUUUAACCAUAAAAAUGGAUUGCAUGUGCCCGCUACGAAUAUCAUUCAACAGCCCAAUUAUGCGGUAGAUCGUAUGCGAGAAGGUUAUCCAAUUCAAUUGGCUCCCGAAACGAUGUAUCAAACGCAGAAUCAGCAACAACAGCAAACAAAUGGACAAUGGAUACCCGAAACGCCUCAUCGUAAUACAUGGCAGCAACAACAACAGCCUCCGAUGAUACCGCAAGUAAUGUCGGGCAUUCAGCAAAAUCUUCAAUCUCCUCAAACACAAAACGGAAAAGUCAAUUUUGGUCAAAUUCCGGGACAAACUCCCGGAGUGUGGGUUCCCGUUCGACAAGAUGCUGUUCAAGACACUCAGAGGCAAUCGUCGAUUGUAGCGCAAGUUCCUGUUGCGAAUGUCGUUCCGUCGAAUGGAGAUGAAAGCAAUCAGAAAUCCGUGAGCAGCGAUGUUUCGAAAGAAACAAACAGUAGUAGCGAUUCAAAAGGCUCCGAAGAAGAUGAAGGAGAAGAAGAUACGGAUUCUGAUGUUACAACAGAAGCUCCAAAAAAACAACGAAAACACAAGAAGCCCAAACAGGAGAGCAAAGCAAAAAGUAAACAUGACGACGAAGCUCAUCACGAAAAAUUACUGAAAGCACAAUAUGCCCAUGUAAAAAAUCAAUUAGAUAUGGAAUUUGCUGAUCAUGAUGGAUAUUCAGAUCGUCCUUCAGGAGCUGUUAUUUCCUUAACUUUAGGCAUAAUUAUUUUGAUUGCUCUUGUCAUUCUUAUCUCAUGUCGUUUUCGCGGAGUAACACGUCGUAUGCGUCGCUUACCCAAAGGAGCUGGAUAUGAUGCGGAUUUCCUCGUUAAUGGAAUGUACCUUUAAAAAGUCAGAACUGAAAAUUGCUUUAACAUGAACAUUUCAACGGAGAAAAAAAAAUGAUAAAUGUCCAUCAUCUAAAUUAUCAAA